This is a messenger RNA of Ilex paraguariensis (yerba mate), 283 nucleotides long. Lineage: Eukaryota; Viridiplantae; Streptophyta; Magnoliopsida; Aquifoliales; Aquifoliaceae. The record is from the annotation of a GenBank genome assembly.
UUUAUUCUUUUUGAGAAAUAACCUUAGCUCCUUCGAAAGCUUAUUCAUGGCACCAGAACCUCCAUUAAUGGCUGACCAUCAAGUUAAGCCCAGAAGUUCCAUUAGUGGAGUUUUAGUGCUGGUACGAGUCAUUCUUGUGUUGCUUCUGUUCAAGUUCAACAUAACUGUGUCGUCACAGUCCAUCAUCAAGACUCUUCCUGGCUUUUCCGGUGAUUUACCAGUUAAAAUGGAAACUGGUGGCUUGUGGAUCACCCAAGUUUCUCAAAAACCCACUCUAUAUUAG